Molecule: messenger RNA, 1678 nt
Organism: Oryza sativa Japonica Group (Japanese rice)
Lineage: Eukaryota; Viridiplantae; Streptophyta; Magnoliopsida; Poales; Poaceae
Product: F-box/kelch-repeat protein At1g57790
Source: RefSeq, a predicted model, not a curated record
UUAUAGAACCACCUCAUUGUACACAGCAUCGUCGACACAUUUGAGUAAAUUUCAAUUUCUUUAGAGUACUCAUUUCUGUAUGCAGCUUGAGUAUGCAGAUCGGGAUUAAAGAAAACGAACAAUCAACUUUAUUGGAUCCUAAAUUAGCUCCAAUGUUAUGGUUUCAUUACAACUAUUAUAUGCCUCUGGAAGAAAGCGACGACGAGGACAAUGAGAAAAGUGGUGAUGAUGACGAUGUGAGCGACGAAGACGAGUUUAGUGAGACAAGUGAUGAGGAUGAAUCUACAGAGGAAACUGAUGAUGAUGGAAUAAGUGAGGAUAACAAAAUUGAUGUAAGUGGUGAUGAUGAUGAUAACACUACUGAUGAGGCUAAGGAGGUAAAUGACACUUUGGUCCUUUACAACAUCUCUAGCAAACAAUUGGUAGCUUACGACAAGCCAGAUGAUUUGAAAGACCACUUUUAUUGGAUAACACCGCAAGGUUGGUUGCUCAUGCUGCACCGUGACUCACAUGAGAUCUUUUUGUGGAACCCAUCUACGUCUCAGAGAAUUAGCCUACCCUUCGAUCAAGAUAGAUUCCUCAGAAAGAAUUACACGAGGUGUUUGUUAUCGCAUAGUCCCACUGAUCCAAACUGCAUCGUGCUCGUACUAAGCCUUCAUGACACAAUAAUUUGGUAUUGUCAUAUUGGAGGAACCCAGUGGUCUAUGCAUAAGUACCAUGCUAGGAGGUUUCAUCAUCACCGUUUCACUGUUAUUAAAUCUAUGUCCCUUCUCACUGCAGUGGGGGGAAAGUUCUACACGACAUUUGGUGAUCGUAUUGUGACACUAGAAUUCUUCCCUUAUCCAACAUUUGAUAUUAUUCCUAUUAAAUCAGCACAUAAUAUAGUGUAUCACUUUGCGGAAAUCUGUUUGUUAGAAUCAAGCGGAGAUUUGUUCAUCUUGUUCUUUUACCAUCCAAUGACAUGUUCUCAAAAAACAGUGGAGAUCGAUGUUCACAAGCUGGACAUAACAAGAAGAGCUUGGGUGAAGAUGGACACACUUGAGGACAGAGCAUUUGUAGUUAAUACCAUUAAGAACUCUGGAGUAUCGGUUAAUGCAAAAGAAGUUUAUCUGGAUGGAAACUGCAUUUAUUUUUUAAUGCGUGGUGACAAAGGAUUAUAUGUGCACAACAUGGAACGAGGAACAACUACGGCCCUCAAUCCUGGUGCAGAUGUUAAUGUGGCAGCUCAAAUAUUGAUGCCUGCAUUUUGAUGUUGUCUUGCUUAGAUAUGCUGUGUUCUCUUUAUUAUUUUUCCAGUGAUGGUGUAUAAAACCAAUAGUUAUGUCAAAUUGCUCUAUUUCGUAGUGACAAGUGUAAUGUAAGCGUGCACUCAAUUAAGAGCAUGGUUCUUCGAUCUUGAGAAAAAGAGAGAUGAUUCUAAUUCCUCAUUUUCUGAAGAAAUUUUUUAAAAAGAAGGGUUUGUAUAUUGAAUUAGGCAAAAUUUGUUACAUGACACUUAAAAUAAAGGGUUAAUUGGAUCCAUGCCAUUGUAAAUUUCACGGUUUAGAAAUAUACCAUUACUAUUCGCUUAUUCGAUAUCAUGCUGUUAUAAUUUUACGAGUAUUUGAGAUAUGCGACUAUUUACCAUUCCACACCAUUUUCUAAUCAUUUAGGACCAAAACACCCCUUUGUUCUACCU